Melopsittacus undulatus (budgerigar) is the source of this 887-nucleotide messenger RNA. It is a transcript of the gene PQBP1, whose product is annotated as polyglutamine binding protein 1. Gene Ontology annotation, cellular component: cytosol; plasma membrane. Lineage: Eukaryota; Metazoa; Chordata; Aves; Psittaciformes; Psittaculidae. The transcript has 7 exons. The coding region runs from base 169 to 777 and encodes 202 amino acids. Gene Ontology annotation, molecular function: protein binding; lipid binding. The record is from RefSeq and is a predicted model, not a curated record.
CUCGCCCCUCCCUUCCCCUCCAACCACGUGACCGCACUCUCAUUGGCGUUAGAAUGAACGGGUGCAUCCCUAUUGGCUUCCGCUGCGUCCCUGCUCUCUGAUUGGCUGCGGUGGUUCACGUGACGAGCGGCGGUGAGGAGUGCGGCGGCAGCCCCGGAGGCCGAGGCGAUGCCGCUGCCCGUGGCUCUGCAGUCCCGUCUGGCCAAGCGGGGCCUGCUCAAGCACGUGGAGCCCGAGCCGGAGGAGGAGAUCAUCGCUGAGGACUACGAUGAUGCUCACGUGGAUUAUGAGGCCUCGAGGCUGGAGGGGCUGCCCCCCCCGUGGUACAAGGUCAUUGACCCCACCUGUGGACUCCCCUACUACUGGAACGUGGAGACCGACCUCGUGUCCUGGUUGUCCCCAAACGACCCCAACUCCGUCAUCACCAAAGCUGCCAAGAGGCUCAAAGGGGCCCAGGUAGAGGCCGAGGACCCCCCCGAAAGGGGCUAUGAGAAGGAGGAGCCCCCCCGGGAGCGGCGCUUCCAUCGGCGUGAGGAGCUGGCACCGUACCCCAAGAGCAAGAAAGGCAGCCGUAAGGACGAAGAACUGGACCCCAUGGACCCCAGUGCCUACUCGGAUGCCCCCAGGGGGACCUGGUCCACGGGGCUCCCCAAGAGGAACGAGGCCAAGACUGGGGCUGACACCACAGCUGCAGGGCCCCUGUUCCAGCAGCGCCCGUACCCCAGCCCUGGGGCUGUGCUUAGGGCCAAUGCAGAGGCCUCGAGGAGCAAGGACUGACCCGAACCCCAUAGAACAGCUCUGGGACCCCAAAAACACCUCUGGGACCCCAGAAAACAGCUCUGGGACCCCAAAACCGACUUUGGGACCCCAAAAACUGACUUUGGGAC